GGGGCGGUGACCAACGAGACGGAGCUGUUGGCUUGCCUGCGCGCCGCGCCGCCGCCGCAGCUGGUGGAGCACGAGGCGGCCGUGCUGCCGCAGCAGGGCGUGUUCCGCUUCGCCUUCGUGCCCGUGGUGGACGGGGAGUUCCUGGCCGACACCCCCGAGGCGCUGCUGGGCGCGCCGGGCCGCGCCGAGGCCGAGGUGCUGCUGGGCGCCGUGCAGGACGAGGGCACCUAUUUCUUGGUGUACGGCGUGCCGGGUUUCGGCAAGGACAACGAGAGCCUGAUCAGCCGCGAGGAGUUCCUGGGCGGGGUCCGGCUGGGCGUGCCGCAGGCCAACGAGCUGGCGGCCGAGGCCGUGGUGCUGCAGUACACCGAUUGGCUGGACCAGGACAACCCGGUGAAGAACCGCGAGGCGCUGGACGACAUCGUGGGCGACCACAACGUGGUGUGCCCGCUGAUGCACUUCGCCCAGCGCUGGGCCGAGCGCGGCGGCACCGUCUUCGCUUAUCUGUUCGACCACCGCGCCUCCAACCUGCUGUGGCCGCCGUGGAUGGGCGUGCCGCACGGCUACGAGAUCGAGUUCGUGUUCGGGCAGCCGCUGAACCCCGGGCUCAACUACACGGCCGAGGAGGAGGCGCUGAGCCGGCGCAUCAUGAGAUAUUGGGGCAACUUUGCCCGCACCGGGGACCCCAACGAGCCGUCAGAGCGCGAGCGGCGCUGGCCGUCCUACACGGCGGCGGGGCAGAGCUACGCCCGGCUCAACGCGCGGCCGCUCGCCGUGGCCCAGGGCCUGCGCGCCCAGGCCUGCGCCUUCUGGACGCGCUUCCUGCCCAAGCUGCUCAACGUCACCGGGCCCAUGGAGGAGGCGGAGCGGCAGUGGCGCCUGGAAUUCCACCGCUGGAGCUCGUACAUGAUGCGCUGGAAGAGCCAGUUCGAGCUCUACAGCCGCCAGGAGCGCUGCCAGCCGCUGUAGGAGCCCCACAACCCACCCGGGGCACCCCGAAAUCGGCCUAGAACAUCCCAAAAUCCACCCGGGACACCCCAAAAUCCAUCCAGGAACCCAAAAU
This is a messenger RNA of Onychostruthus taczanowskii (white-rumped snowfinch), 1063 nucleotides long. Its product is annotated as acetylcholinesterase-like. Gene Ontology annotation, molecular function: acetylcholinesterase activity. The transcript has 3 exons. The record is from RefSeq and is a predicted model, not a curated record. NCBI's taxonomy places the organism in Eukaryota, Metazoa, Chordata, Aves, Passeriformes, Passeridae. The annotation marks the transcript as partial. Gene Ontology annotation, biological process: acetylcholine catabolic process; choline metabolic process. Gene Ontology annotation, cellular component: plasma membrane.